AUGCGGAAAAUUGAUGAAGAACUACGUCUGAACUGUGCAGCAACACAAAUCCCCGCGUAUGCAGCAAUGGCUACGAACUUCAAUUCUAUGCCGAUGCCACUUUCGAAACAAAUUAUACGCAAUAUGCAUUCGAAUCUCAAGAAAUGCGAGCGACUGAAUCACGUAUCUCGCUAUCCUGUGCAUCCAUCGAGUGCUGCUCCGCACGGUACUAAAUUUUCAAAGACAUACCUCAAUAAGGAGAGGAAGUUUUUGUCAGCUGGGAUGCUGCUGUACUACUUGGCAGCUAUAUUCAAAGGUCUUCAUCCACGGGUUGACGACGAUUUCGUUGACAAACUCAACUACCAUUACACAUCAGCCAUAAUUUUCGCCUUUGCGAUUAUUGUCUCUGCAAAACAGUAUGUUGGUUAUCCUAUCCAAUGUUGGGUACCGGCGCAAUUCACUGAUGCCUGGGAGCAAUAUACAGAGAAUUACUGUUGGGUCGAGAACACUUAUUAUCUGCCUCUUACUAGCGCUUUUCCUCUCGAAUAUGGAGAUCGAAGGGCACGCCAAAUCAGCUAUUAUCAAUGGGUCCCGUUUGUUUUAGCUUUAGAGGCGCUUUGCUUCUAUAUUCCGUGCAUUAUGUGGCGCGGAUUAUUGCACUGGCACUCAGGAAUUAACGUGCAGUCAUUAACGCAGAUGGCAUGCGACGCGCGAAUGAUGGAUGCAGAUGCGCGAGCCGCCACUGUACAAACGAUCGCUGGCCAUAUGGAGGAUGCUCUCGAAAUUCAACGGGAGGUCACCGACGUAUCGGGUCUCUGUGUAUCAAAGCGAUGGGGAAAUUACGUUACAUGUUUAUAUGUGUUUAUUAAGAUGCUGUAUUUAGGAAACGUUGUAUUACAAGUUUUUAUCUUGAACAGUUUUCUGGGUACGGAUAAUUUGUUUUAUGGCUUCCACAUCUUAAAAGAUCUCCUUAACGGUCGAGAAUGGGAGGUCAGCGGUAAUUUCCCCCGCGUGACAAUGUGCGACUUCGAGGUACGUGUUCUGGGAAAUGUACAUCAUCACACUGUGCAAUGUGUGCUCAUGAUUAAUAUGUUCAACGAAAAGAUAUUUUUAUUUCUAUGGUUUUGGUAUUUUAUGGUGUCUAUAGUAUCGAUCACCUCUAUGUUACAUUGGAUAAUCAUUUCAUUUUUGCCUGGGCAGCAUAUGAAGUUCAUCCGCAAAUAUUUGCGAGCGACAGACCUCGCAACCGAUCGGCAGUCGGUCAAGAAAUUUGUUCAUAAAUUUCUCGGCUUCGAUGGGGUGUUUUGUAUGCGAAUGAUAUCAGCUCAUGCCGGCGACAUAAUGGCUACCGAGCUGAUAGUGGCCCUUUGGCACAAUUUCAACGAUCGGGUUCGAAAGGUGGGACUUUUCUGCAGCGGACUUUCCCGCGACGACCACCUCGAGCGAAGCCGCCCUUUGACGGCUCGAAUCCAACUCGCGGCAAGAAAAGACGCAAAUCCGAUGGCUACUUCACGUUCGUGUGACCGCCGCGGCACUGCUGCUGCUCCGCCCGUGUCUCGCUGGCGCCGCGCCACCACCGCGACCUGCCCGCCGCCUCGUCCUCCUCAACGUCACUUCGCCGUCGGCUCAGCAACGAUCAACUGCGUCGUCGACCGCCGUCGUCUGGCUGUCUCUGGUCCAACCAUAAUCCGUUUCUUCGCUCGAGCAUUUACGUGCCAAAGUGCUCGAUGCUUCUGCUCUCUGGGAAUUCUCACUCACACUUUGACGAAAUUUCGCCUAACAUCGGUAGCAACGAGCACAUCAUCUCUUUCACGUCGAGCAUAUGUCUUUCUCAAAUUCCCAUUCUGAAAUUUGAGUUGAAAUUGCAUUCGUGGCUUCCUAGUAUACGGGUAUACGAGUUUGUGAGAGAUUUGUAAUACCGAUUUUGUGUCAUCCGAUUUCCUACUUCUGGUGUUCGCAUUCUCGAAUAUGUUUAUAUAGAUGUCGUCCAUAGGUUGAAGAGUAUCGAAUAAUAUCAUGUAAACUGCCCAUAACAUUCUUUCAACUAGUACUCUAGAUGAGCGUUAAUUCACUCGACGUUAUUGUAUGCUUUCUUGCGACCAUGACUUAAAUAAGUGUUGUGUGCGAACUUAACGAAGACUCAUCUCAUUGUUAACCAAGACGACUAUGGUGCAAUUUUUGAAGGCCAACCUGUACGAUUGUUUGAUGUUAAUUAUUGAUCUUCUCAAUAAAUG
Cylicocyclus nassatus is the source of this 2213-nucleotide messenger RNA. Lineage: Eukaryota; Metazoa; Nematoda; Chromadorea; Rhabditida; Strongylidae. The record is from the annotation of a GenBank genome assembly.